CGACCUCAGCGCCCCGGAGAGCGGCGCAGCCACCUGCACCCGGAAAACGCCAACAAGUAGUUUCCCGGCGGAGGAGGGCGGCUCAGCCCCGCGGCGUCCCCUCGGAAACCCAGGCAGAGCCACUUUUCCCUCGGUCUCCAUAAGUCAUGUCUGAGCCACAGAGAUGGGCAAGAUCGAGAACAACGAGAGGGUGAUCCUCAAUGUCGGGGGCACCCGGCACGAGACCUACCGCAGCACCCUCAGGACCCUGCCCGGAACGCGCCUGGCCCUGCUCGCCGCCUCGGAGCCCCAGGGCGAGAGCCUGAGCGCGGCGGGGGACAAGCGACAGCCCCUGCCCCCGCCGCUGUCGCCCGCAGCUCCCACCCCGGGGGCGGCCGCGAGUUCUUCUUCGACCGGCACCCGGGCGUCUUCGCCUACGUGCUCAACUACUACCGCACCGGCAAGCUGCACUGCCCCGCCGACGUGUGCGGGCCGCUCUUCGAGGAGGAGCUGGCCUUCUGGGGCAUCGACGAGACCGACGUGGAGCCCUGCUGCUGGAUGACCUACCGGCAGCACCGCGACGCCGAGGAGGCCCUGGACAUCUUCGAGACCCCCGACCUCAUCGCGGGCGGCGACCCCGGCGACGACGAGGACCUGGCGGCCAAGCGGCUGGGCAUCGAGGACGCGGCCGGGCUAGGGGGGCCCGACGGCAAGUCUGGCCGCUGGAGGAGGCUGCAGCCCCGCAUGUGGGCCCUCUUCGAGGACCCCUACUCAUCCAGAGCCGCCAGGUUUAUUGCUUUUGCUUCUCUAUUCUUCAUCUUGGUUUCAAUCACAACCUUUUGCCUGGAGACACAUGAAGCUUUCAAUAUCGUUAAAAACAAGACAGAACCAGUCAUCAAUGGGACAAGUGCUGUUUUACAAUAUGAAAUCGAAACGGAUCCUGCCUUGACGUAUGUAGAAGGAGUGUGUGUAGUGUGGUUUACCUUUGAAUUUUUAGUCCGUAUUGUUUUUUCACCCAAUAAACUUGAAUUCAUCAAAAACCUCUUGAAUAUUAUUGACUUUGUGGCCAUCCUACCCUUCUACUUAGAAGUGGGACUCAGUGGGCUGUCCUCCAAAGCUGCUAAAGAUGUCCUUGGCUUCCUCAGGGUUGUAAGAUUUGUGAGGAUACUGAGAAUCUUCAAGCUCACCCGCCACUUUGUAGGUCUGAGGGUGCUUGGACACACUCUUCGAGCUAGUACUAAUGAAUUUUUGCUGCUGAUAAUCUUCCUGGCUCUUGGAGUCUUGAUAUUUGCUACCAUGAUCUACUAUGCUGAGAGAGUAGGAGCUCAGCCUAACGACCCUUCAGCUAGUGAGCACACGCAGUUCAAAAACAUUCCAAUUGGGUUCUGGUGGGCUGUUGUGACCAUGACAACCCUGGGAUAUGGAGAUAUGUAUCCCCAAACAUGGUCAGGGAUGCUGGUGGGAGCCUUGUGUGCUCUGGCUGGAGUGCUGACGAUAGCCAUGCCGGUGCCUGUGAUUGUCAACAAUUUUGGAAUGUACUACUCCUUGGCAAUGGCCAAGCAGAAACUUCCAAGAAAAAGAAAGAAGCACAUUCCUCCUGCCCCUCAGGCAAGCUCACCUACGUUUUGCAAGACAGAAUUAAAUAUGGCCUGCAAUAGUACACAGAGUGACACAUGUCUGGGCAAAGAUAACCGACUUCUGGAGCAUAACAGAUCAGGUGACGACAGUACAGGAAGUGAGCCGCCAUUAUCACCCCCAGAAAGGCUCCCCAUCAGACGUUCUAGUACCAGAGACAAAAACAGAAGAGGAGAAACAUGUUUCUUACUGACGACAGGUGCUUACACGUGUGCUUCUGACGAAGGGAUCAGGAAAGGAUACGAAAAAUCCCGAAGUUUAAACAACAUAGCGGGCAUGGCAGGCAAUGCUCUGAGGCUCUCUCCAGUCACAUCACCCUACAACUCUCCUUGUCCUCUGAGACGCUCUCGAUCACCCAUCCCAUCUAUCUUGUAACCCAACUGCAUCAGCUGGCUAAAUUGUAUUAAUUCCAGUACUGUUUAACCCAUAAGGGAAAUAAUUAAAAGUAGAAUUACUCCGGGCUCCAUUAACACAGUAUAAGUCCUGCAUGAGUCUACUACUUGAAGUCAGAAAUGCCACAUGAGUAGCUAGCAAAUCUUAUCCUGGCUUUGAAGAUUAUCUGAAGUAGGAUUAUUACUUCUCUAUAUUAAUUGCCCUGGUAUCCCCUUGCAAUAAAACGACAUAUAGUGUCAGAUAUUGGCCAGUACACUAACACAUAAAUGUAUAUUCAGGGAGAUAUAUUUAAAAAGCGUGCUUCCAAAUGCCAGCUACUUUAUUGGAACUUCAUUUCCUGUGACUAAACCAUUCUGAAGAUGUCUGGGAUCCUAUCCGAAUUGCAUACAAUAUGACUUUGGUCAGUUCAUUUGCAUGGGUCAUGUUGUCCCUGUCACUGAAAGCAAUGUUGCAGAGUUUGGGAACUAUGGCUCCAAGAUAUGUGUACUUUGCAUCCAAUCAUCCUGCUGACAUGAAGGCAUUGGUUGACUGUUCUGCAUGUUGAAAUGUGGGGUGGGAUGAGGAGUUUCUCCUUGGCACCCUUUCCCUUACUCUUUGGUAGAAAUAUUUGUUUUAAGGUGGUUCUGAGUUUUUGAUUAAUUUACUUUUCUUCCAAAAUGCUGUAUUGGAGUUCUCAAUGUCUUUGGUUGUUUGUACACAGAUAACUGCAAAGAGGUUGUCUUUACUGGUUACACGCAAGCCGAUGCCAGAUCUCUUACUUAAUGACUUGGGGAAGGCACAAAACAUGAGAGAAAGGUAACUGCCAGCCAGGCUUGCAUUGCUAGAAAUUGCUGCUUGGUACUAGAGUAACUUUUUUAAUCCCAAGAUUUAUCAUUGUUUUCAGAAGCAAAAUGCCAAAUAUUACCCAAAGCUCUGGUGUCCUUUUACCCACCUCCUUUACCUUUAUCCAUUAAUUUUUGUGCAAAUUACAAGUCACUGGUUAUUCACAGGCUUUUUCAACUAGCCUUAAAAUUUUGAAGCGAAUAACAAAUCAGAUGUCUAGGCAGCGUUUAAUCAGGUGCUUUGUCCUGUAUGUUGUUCCUGUCUUUCUGUCUUAGCUCCCAGUCCUAACUGUAUUUGCCAUUUGUCUUCAUGAAAUGUAGAAAUGCCUUGAUAAGGUAUUCAAAAUUUUAUUGCUGGAUUUCCUCCCUCCUGUCCCUUGUCUUCUUUGCUAUUUGAGGCAGCCUCUCCGCUUUGAGUAUAAGUUAAUGUUGCCCUGUAUACUACCUAAAUUAGCCUACACUGUGAAUCUUUUUAAUAAGCAGCAAUUUCGCCAUGGUAUUUGGUUGUGCAACGUAGUGUAAGUUUCUACUACCUAGCAACCAGCAUUCAUCAACACACUCCAGCAAAAUCCCAAGGGAGUCUAACUGAGUGUAAGUGGAAGGAAGUCUGUUUACACGUCCCUACCAAAUGUGAAAGCAAUAGGGUGUCCGAUGUUUUGGGGCAUAUAAAAGGAGAAAAAUGCCAUGAUAUAAAUAGAGAAAUAAAUAGUUUUAAGGUGUCUAGAAACCUUGAGAUUAGUGGUUAAUUCCUAGAUCUCAUGUUUAUUUUUUCUUAGAAAGACAAUUGUCAUUUUUAUUAUUGGACAAGAAACAUAUAUUACUCUAUAUUCUCGAGUCCUAGAGCAUGACCAGCAUGUCAGAGAUCUUGUACAGCGAUGUAUUUAUCCAGACACACAUAUCUGAUAUUUAGAGAUGCUGUGAUCCUUUUGAUAACAUCAAAUAUAGAAUGUUAUAAUUAUUUACAUUUAUGGUAAAAGAAUUAAUAUGUUGUCUGGUGCUGCUGUUAUUGACUGCAGUGUUGUGCAGAAUUUGUCAUGAAUUUUUGACUGCUGAAAAAGAGACAUUGGAAUUUAGCCAUACCAAGGAUUGUACUGGAAACAACUUCUGCUA
Molecule: messenger RNA, 3938 nt
Organism: Chinchilla lanigera (long-tailed chinchilla)
Lineage: Eukaryota; Metazoa; Chordata; Mammalia; Rodentia; Chinchillidae
Gene: Kcnc2
Product: potassium channel, voltage gated Shaw related subfamily C, member 2
Biological process (GO): potassium ion transmembrane transport; protein homooligomerization
Cellular component (GO): axon; neuronal cell body membrane; voltage-gated potassium channel complex
Molecular function (GO): delayed rectifier potassium channel activity; protein binding
Source: RefSeq, a predicted model, not a curated record